AGACCCCUCCUACGCAUCUCUUUUCUUUUCUCUCUCCUCCUAUACUCCACCCCUCCACUUUUUCUGCCAUAAACGUCCGAACGCCACAUUGCUGCCACAGACCCUCCUUUCCUCUAAAACCAGAGCAACAGGAUUGAACCCCAAUACUCUCCAUCUACAGUUUAGCCUCCAUCUCCACUGGCAACCAGAUCACCUCCUUCCUCCCCACACGGCUCUCCACUCCACUUCGCAGUACUUCUGUCCUUCCUUCCUCUCUACUCUGCAACUCUCCCCUCUCUCUGCACUAAUCGUCCCACCCACCCCGCCUUGGCAUGGAGAAGGUGCAGCAUAUCACACGGGCGGCCAUUCGGCGGGCGUCCACCAUGGAGGUUCCCCAGCAGGCCAAGCAAAACAUGCAGGAGCUCUUCGUCAACUUCUGGCUCAUCCUCAUCUGCCUGCUGCUCAUCUACAUCAUUGUCUUGCUAAUCUCCUUCUACGGCAUGUGAGAGACCAGCGUGAUGUAACCUGCUCAUCCUCCUUUAACUUGGCAAACACCCAGAACC
Molecule: messenger RNA, 542 nt
Organism: Sinocyclocheilus anshuiensis
Lineage: Eukaryota; Metazoa; Chordata; Actinopteri; Cypriniformes; Cyprinidae
Product: cardiac phospholamban-like
Exons: 3
Coding region: 312-485 (57 amino acids)
Biological process (GO): negative regulation of heart rate; negative regulation of calcium ion import into sarcoplasmic reticulum; negative regulation of ATPase-coupled calcium transmembrane transporter activity
Cellular component (GO): membrane; sarcoplasmic reticulum
Molecular function (GO): ATPase inhibitor activity
Source: RefSeq, a predicted model, not a curated record